GUGAGAUGUGACAUCGUACAUGUGGAGAACCAAAGAUACAAAACCAAAAAAGUACAAGCAAGCCUUACUGCAUGCUUGGUUGACUUCAUCCUCAUACUAGCUAGUACCUCAUCAUCAUAGCAUCAUGGUGAGAAAGAAGCUGUUUGUGGAGGAACAGGAAGAAGGAGAGAAGGACUUGAAGACUAGUGAAGGAACACAAGGUGAAGGCGCCAUGGCAGUCUCUACUGGUAGAGAUCAACAUGUUCAAGAUCAACAUAGUAAGGAUGAACAUGACAGAAUGACACUGAGGAACAUCCGGAACAACCGCAACAGCAAGAACAGCAGUGUGACGAGCAGUAUUUCCACGAAUGCCUCUGCCACUUCUACUUCUACUACAACGAGUAAGCCGCAUGGUUUGUUCCAGAGAAGUUCCUCCGAGAGAUCUUCUUCCGUGAACAAAGGAGGUCCGCCUAUGCCACUUCGCCGAGCAUUCUUGCACCGUAGUUCCACCAGUGCGCCUACGAUUCCCAUGGGUUGGUGGCACGCCACUCCCGACUGUGAUCUCUGGAACGAACGGUACCAAAUGGCAGCCUACUUGUGCAGUGUGGGACGCUUUGGGAAACUGUACACUUGCUUUCAAGAAUCCACAGGAGACGAAUUGACCGUCAAAGUCGUACGAAAGUCACGAUGGAAUUCCUCCACCACUGCCACUACGGCAGUGACCAGUACUACACGUACUACUAGCAAGGCUAGCAGCAACAUCAGUCUGGACCAACCACGCAAACCCCACCGUGCCAGUCACUACCUGAACCAAGUACAUCCCCACAGACAUCACUUGCAAGAGUUCUCCUUGCUCAAGUCGUUUUCUCAUCCAAACAUUUUGCGCUUACGAGACGAUAUCAUCAUGGAAGACUCCCGCUUUUACUAUAUUGUCACGGAAUUCUACAAUCCCAAUACACAAUCCCUACAGGCGUUUUUGCAAACACAACUUGCCACUGGAGCUACCACUACGGAAGCUCAAGUUGCUUCCAUGCUCUAUCAAAUGAUGUCCUGUAUCAACUACAUUCAUCAACGACACGUGGUUCAUUGCAAUCUCAAAUUGGACACUUUUAUUGUCACAAAAGUAGCACAACAACAACCACCAUCAGAUCAACCACAACAAUACAAGGUCCAGUUGACCGAUUUUGCCAAUGCCGUUGUGCUGGCGGAUCUUACGGACGAUCACACAUCCGCCGUCUUGUCGCGAUUACGGCUCAUGGAACCACGAGGCGCUAUACGAUACAUGGCGCCAGAAGUCGUCGCCAUUGACAAGAGUUACGGACCCAAAUGCGAUGUCUGGUCAUUAGGAAUCAUUGCUCACGUCUUAUUGACAAAUCAAUUCCCACUCGAUGGCAGUACAUUCGCCGAAGUCAAGGAACGCGUUCUCUCUAUUCAAUCCCAAGACCAUUGGUUGCUCCAAGCCUUUUGCACAUGGCCCGCAUGGCAAGCGUGCAGCAAUGAAGGAAAACAUUUCGUCGAUCGAUUACUGGCGCCACUCGAACUCGAACGACCGACACCCGAACAGGCAUUGCAACAUCCAUGGUUGCAACCGUAUUGGGCAUUUUCUUCGGAACGCACUGCUAGUUCUACUGCUUCCACUGAAAGUACUGACAGCAAUACACUGGACCGCACGAAUAUUCGUUCCGAACACGACAUGAUUGAAGAAGACGACUCGGAUGUCAUGAUGGGAGGACCACCCUUGUUGCGACUUCAAACCACCAGUGACAGUAUUGAUUCACUCCGACAACAAUUGACAUCGGGCAGUAGUGGAUUGACAUCGGGCAGUAGUGGAUUUUUCAGUGCCAGCGGCACGAGUCAACCACCACUCCACGUCAUUCAAGAAAUGACACACCAAAGUGACAACAAUAAUAAGCAAAAGGAACGAUUGCAACAACGAGCGGCCAUUGACGCCUUUGUUCAAGCACACACUCAAAUUCGAAACGAAUGGAAUCGGACCCAGGCGGUACUCCUCGAAACACACAAUCUCAGUUUAUUGGAAGACACGUCACUGUCUCGAGACGAUGUGCGAGCGGCGUACCGUGUCCUGUUUCAUCACAGUAUUGAUCUUUCCGACGACGAUUUGGAUCGGGUCUUUGGCGAAUUUGAUGCUGCCGCCACCGGGUCAUUGCAAGGAUUGGAUUUCUUUGUCGCUGUCCUCAAUGAAAAGGAAUUGCUAUUUACGCAUGCCCUACAGGAAGCCUUUGAAGUAUUUGAUACCAAUCACAGUGGAUUGGUCACCUGUAGCGACUUGAUGGAUGGAUUGCAGGCGUACAUUGCGGCGGCGAACACAACAACCCGCACACAAGUGGUGCAAGAUUUACUCGCACAAGUCGAAUCGGACGCACAGGAAUACGAAAAGAAUGUCGUGGCUGUGGAAGAAUUGGUCGCCAUGAUUUUGGAAACGGCCAUUCCCAAAUCGGGGCGGCCAAGUACCGUCACCAAUAAUGCUGCGACGAGUCCCUUGUCACUACAAUCCUCCUCGGAAAAUAAUAUCAAUUUCGAAUCAACACCACCACAACAAGUAAUACAACCAUCACCAUCUGGGGAAUCGUCGCUCAGCACCGACAGCAGGCUCUCCCGUCGUCGAUCGUCGCUCAUGGAUCGAUUGAGUUUAAAAUUCAGUGCCAAACAUUUUAUUGCACAACGACCGGGACGACUCAGUCAUCAUUACGAAUUGCUCGAGUUUGUCAACGAAGGUGGCUGUGGGGCCGUCUGGUUUUGUCGGCACAAGGAAACGGGAGCCGAACGCGCCGUCAAACUGGUGCGCAAGGCCCAAAAGGACGUGGAAUACAAUCGACGCAUCUUGGACGAGUUUACCAUCCUGCGAGAAUUGGAUCAUCCCAAUAUCUUGAAGCAGUUUGAACUGUUUGAAGACCCCAACUUUUUCUACAUUGUAAUGGAUGCAGCCCAUGGUGGAGAUUUGUGUGAUGAACUGGAUGAAUUUGGAGCCUUUGUCGAACACGCAGCAGCAUUGCUCAUGAAACAAUUGCUCAGUUGCAUCAAUUAUUUGCACAGCCUGGAUAUCGUGCACUGUGAUCUCAAGCCCGAAAACUUGUUACUCGAAGCCAACAAAGAACUAAGUCAGAUCAAAGUCAUCGAUUUUGGUUUCGCUGCGAACAUCAAAAAGGCACCUAAUCAAAGGCUGACGCGGCGGUGGGGCACAAUCCACUAUUCCGCACCUGAAGUCUUCGCCGGAAACUAUGGAAAGAAGGCGGACAUGUGGUCAGCAGGUGUGAUUAGCUUCCUGUUACUAUCCGACGAGUUUCCGUUCCAUGGGGAGGGCAAGCAAGAGAUCAUGGCGAUGGUUCUAAGUGGAAAAUUCUCGUUGGAUGGACCGCAUUGGGCUCACGUCUCCGAGAUGGCCAAGGAUUUUGUUGCGAAACUUUUGACAGUGGAUGAAGACAAGCGCCUAUCAGCCGAAGAAGCGCUUCAACAUCCUUGGAUCCGCUCUGCAACUCAACAGACAGUGGCCGCGAUGAAACCGGGCGAUCAUGAUGCAAUGACCAAAGCGCUUUCCAAUCUGGUGAAGUUCUCAGCCAACAGCAAGCUAAAGCAGGCCUCUCUCUCUCUGAUUUCUUCCCAGCUGCUAGAAAAAAAGGAGAAAGAAGCCAUUGAUGCUGUAUUCCGUAGACUUGAUGUGACAUGCAACGGCAGACUAAGCAGAACUGAAAUCAGGUUGGCAUUGAAAAACUUCUUGGGUACAGACCUUAGUGAUCAAGCGGUGGAUGACGUGUUCGAGCGCGUGGACGUGGCAUCGACGGGUUACAUCGAGUACAGCGAGUUCGUUGUAGCCGCCAUGAACGAGGACGACUUCCUCAAGAGCGGAAAGUACAAACGAGCUUUUGAUGUGUGGGACGUCAACAAAACGGGCUUCAUUACCAUGGACAACUUGAAAGUCGCUUUGUCCAAUUUCCUGACCGGAGAUGAAGCCACCGACGCCGCCAUCGUAUCCAAAAUAAUCAACGAAGUCGAUGCUGAUCACGAUGGUCUGAUCUCCUUCGAUGAAUUCGUUGCGGAUAUGACCAGCAAAAAUGCUGAUACAUCGAAAAGUCGACAACAAGCCUCUAAAGCGACCAGAAAGACUGGCUUCCUCAAUUUCGCCACGUCUGUACUUUUCAUUGGCAUGCUGCUGUUGACGAUGGUUGACUCAUUUUCGUUGGGGCCAAGUGGCAACACCGCGCGAAGGUAUCGGAAAUGGCAGACUCGUGAAAUCAAAAGGAUAUGGAGUCCCACACCAAAGUCACUUGAACGAUAUUCAAAUAUGGCCACAUCAGUCCAACUGGAAAACGGAUCGGAAUCAUCAUCGAGGUCUGCAGACCAAAGCGGCAUUUGUCACAGCCAGCAAACUCUGAAUCCUGAUCAAAUAUUCUUCCCACGCAUGGCAUCGCUCUUCGAGGCAAGUGAACGAGACAGGGAAUCUCCUUUGUUGACUGGUGUGCCUUUGUUUGAGGCACUAAAUCGUCUCGAAAAGGCCCUGCAAGUCCUCGCAAACGCUAAUCGGGGUGAACUCCAGUCGAUUUUGGGAGACUUGGCAGCUUUCGGUACCGAAGAAUCAGUGGGCACGCAAACUCUAAGAAUUGAACAGACCGUGUCCCAUUCUGUGGACCCUCUUGGGUGGCUGUAUGCACAAAACAAACGCCAGCUCUAUUUGGAGCCUGGCCAGAAAGAUCCUUUGUUCUAUAUUCAGUCAACUGUCGAAGCUGCGGUGUUUGGGACGGCAUGGACAUGGGUUGAACCUACAAAGGGCCGUCCAGAAUUCUGGGCAACAGUUAACUCUCUCCCCAAAGACUCGUAUCUCUAUGGAGGGGAACGAUUCGACGUAGAGUCCCUCGACGAAGAUCGUGUUGACUGGAAAGACUUUGGGGCGACCUGGUGGGUUUUGCCAGCCGUGGAGCUUCGAGAAGAGCCAAUGGAGCAAGUCAUACGGACAACUGACGCUCCCGCGAACAAGCGAAAGCAAACCACUUUGGCCGUCCACUUGGCUGUUGAUGGCGGCGCUUCUAGUGACCCGGCGACAGCAUGGCAAGAUGCGGCUCGUCGAUCGCUUCAAAUCCUGAAACGGUUGAACGAUGCUGUCAUGGACAACCAAGUUCCGGCAACCACGUUGCCCCCGGUUAUCAUGCGAGAGUCUUGCUAUAAUGGCACCGAUGGGCAGGAACUAUACGAGCAAGGAGUAACUGCCGCCUUGGAGGAAUUUGGGAAGAGUGAGUCUGGUCUCAAAAAGGUGGUUUUAGCUCGACGCAUGGACUUGCUUUUUCAAUCCCAGUUGUCAGCAUUGGAUAUCCUGCGCAAGUGGAAGUACAACGACAUUCAUGAAGGUGGCAACCUGUUCUAUAUUCGUCCGUUGGGAAGCGAGGAGUUCUUUGGGUGUACACCCGAACGGCUGUUCACAAUUCAGAAAAAUUCCAACGUCGUCCUAACCGAAGCCCUAGCCGGAACGAGACCACGAGGGACAACUCAGGCCGCCGACGACGAGCUUCUUCGCGAUCUCUUCGGGUCAACGAAAGAUCGCAGCGAAAACAGCAUCACGGCCGACUUUAUUCGAAGCGUCUUCGCAGAAUUAGCCAAAUUUGGAUGGGUAAGAGAAACGGAUGUGAUGCUGCCGCAACGGUCGUCGCUCGACAAUGGCGAUAGCUCUGUGGAUAGGGCGAAUCCGGUAAACCAGACGACGGCAGGAAUGACCGCAGCUAGCGGCACUGGUUAUUUCGUUCGGCGGCUGCGGCACUUACAGCACAUUUGCCAACGUUUUUCUGCGCGCCUGGCUGAGACCUCGGACUUUGACAACACUGGAGCUUCCGUACUGGUAAAUGUCGUUCAACACUUGCUGGCUAAUCUGCACCCAACACCGGCUGUCAAUGGCUUCCCCUCUGCGCCUGCGAUGGCCUUCAUACGCGAGAAGGAAACUGUUGGGUUUGACCGCGGUUUCUACUCUGGCCCAGUAGGUUACAUGGGACGAAAUGCAGCCGAUAUUUUGGUUGCAAUCCGAUCGGGCUUGGCAUCUCCAACGAAAAGCAUCUCCAGCCCCGAUGGUAUGUACGCGGGCAAUGGAGAUUUGACAGGCUACGGUCCAACCACGAAGAUUUCAGCAUAUGCUGGAGCAGGUCUUGUGCCGGGGUCAACGGUUCAGGGAGAAUGGGCAGAAACUUCGUACAAGCUUGGUGUUGUCUCGUCGCUCUUCCCGCAGUCCCCGAUUACUCUGCAAAGCGCACCAACCCCCAAUGUUGCUUGGGCGAGUGCUUUCGUUGAGGAGCUGAUUCGCAACGGAAUCACUCAAUUCUAUGUCUGCCCCGGUUCGCGAUCGACUCCUUUGGUGGUAGCAAUCUCCAGAGCAGCGCGAUCCAACGUUGGCGUCGUAAAUGCAGUAAGUGUGCACGACGAACGCGGCGCGGGAUUCCGAGCCAUAGGAUACGCACGUGGGGCAAACAGACCAGCGGCAAUCAUCACUUCCAGCGGUACUGCCAUUGCCAAUCUCUAUCCUGCGGUCGUCGAGGCAGGUAUGGACGGCGUCCCCAUGGUCAUUCUAACGGCUGAUCGACCGUACGAGAAUCGAGACACUGGAGCCAACCAAGCCAUCGAUCAAGUCAAGGCGUACUCUGCCUCUUACGUGAGGUGGUUUCGUGACAUUUUGCCACCUCAUGACGACGUGCCUGUUUCCGUGGCGUUGGCUGAUGCAGGACACGCAGUCGAAAUAUCAAAGAGCCAAAGAGGUCCAGUGCACGUCAAUAUACAGUUCCGUGAAAAUCUUGCGCCCGACGUAGGGCCUCUCCGAAACGAUAACCGUGUUGAUUCUGUCACCAAAUUCAAUGGGGUCCGAUUCACGGACGUACCGGGCUUCGCACGAUGGUCCACAAGCGGUGAUCGUUGGCUAACGUCCUAUGCCAUGUCCUCUGGCAACUACGGCGGAAUGGGUACUUCUCAUGCAGCUGUCGUUGAUCUUGCACGCCUGAUUAUGGAAUCAGAACGUGGUAUCAUUGUCAUUGGCAACAUUCGGCGGCCAACAGACGAAGACUCGAUGGAUUCAGUCGAAGCCAUGUAUGAUAACAUCAGCACCUUUGCAGAGACCAUCGGAUUUCCAAUUGUGGCAGGUGCACAAAACGCCCAUUUGCGAUUUUCGAGCUCUGCUGUCAUUCCCUUUGCGGAGCACAUCCUCAAGAACCCAAAAGUAGCGCAAAACAUCAAGCCGGACCUCAUCAUACAGAUAGGGGCUCCUUUGGUUUCAGCUGAAGUGCCCAGCAUGAUUUCCAACGCCUUGCGGACUGGUGGUUCCUCUGCCUGCCACGUCUUGAUACAUCCCCAUCACGGCACCGAACGUGCGGACCCCAGUUUUACUGUGUCAAGGAAGAUAUCUGCAGAAAUCUCUCCUUUCUUGAAGGUCCUUUCGAAUCAUCUCGACAAAUCUGAACUUAGCAAAAGAGGCUGCGGCAGCAAGCUCGCUCCUUUGGUUUUGCUGGGACGAAAGCUGCAGCGAGAAAUGCCGAAGAUCAUCAAUGAGGCUUCGAGAUCAGUUUCAAAGGACGACCUAGAUUCUUCACUGACUGAACCUCAAGUUGUACUAGCUCUAUCAAUGAUGAUGUCCAACAGCAUCAUCGACCAAUCACUUUUCUUGUCCAAUUCCAUGCCCAUCAGGGAUGCUGAAUUCUUCCUGUACCCAACGGGAACCACUGAUAACGCUAGCGAUAGAGGAGUCCUUUCCGUUGGCAGCAACAGAGGUGCCAGCGGAAUUGAUGGAAUCAUUGCAUCGGCUACUGGUUUUGCCGAGUCAACGGGUGUGGCGACUACGCUGUUGAUCGGCGACUUGUCCGCCCUUCACGACCUCAACUCGCUCCAUGCUCUGUCCAGUGGCACAACCAGUGCAAAGAAGCCUCUUACUAUACUGUUGGUGAACAACGAUGGCGGGGGAAUCUUCUCAUUCUUGCCAAUAGCAAAGCAUGGAGCAGAUGUUUCCUUCAACGAUUUUUUUGGGACACCGACAAGCUCAUUCUCUUUCGAGGAUGGCGCCGAUGCGUUCGGUCUUCCGAGCCAGCAAGCAUCGCGGCUUGAUUCGUUCUGUCGAGCGUAUGCCGAAGCCAUAAGGUCUGACCAAUCGUCGCUCAUUGAGGCUCGAGUAGUUGGGAGAGAAAAGAAUGUUGCGGUUCAUCGACGGAUAACCCAGAAAGUGAACGCAUUCGUCGCGAGUUUUCUGGUCGAAGACGGCACUGAAGAAAGCGGGGAACCAAUGCCUGUCAAGUAUUACAGCCGACCAGAGGAGCAUACCAACGGAGCAUCUCCCUCGGAUGAAGAAGUGAACGGAGAAGAUAGGAAGACUCUUGUGCUCAUCCAUGGGUGGAUGGGCGACAAAACAGAGUGGGACGACGUUGGCGAAGCUCUCCGGGAUAAGCUUGAUGGCUGGGAUAUCUUGGCUGUGGAUCUUCCAGGCCACGGCGCAUCUGCUAGGCUGUACUCGUCGGACACUCAGGCUGUAAGGUCGGCUCUGAACAUUGAUUUCAACGAGGUUGACGAACGCCUGUCAGUCGAUGAGAUGGCUAAGUCGGUGAUCAUGUCUCUGUCCAAAGAUUUUGGUGUCACGAGGAUUGAUGCCCUAGCAGGAUACAGCUUGGGCGGAAGAGUUGCUCUGGCUAUGAAGCGCUUGUGCUCCUUGGCUGCUGGCGCCACACCGUCUCUGGUGAAGGAAAACACAAAGCUUGUACUGCUGAGUGCUUUUCCUGGUCAGUUACCUCAACCUGAUGGGGAACUCGCUUCGAUCACACCCAAGGAAGAUAUGCUUCGUUUGUCAAACGACGAAAGGUUGGCAGGGCAGCUCGCAGCAACUUGGAACCGUGGAUGUCUUGGAGCAUCGUCAGGCAGCAAUCUACUAUGGUCUGAUUUUCUGAAGAAGUGGUACUCAAUGCCGAUGUGGGGCGAUCUUUACACGAGCGGGAAAAGCUUCGAGCUGAUGGCUGCGAAGCGGCUGCGCACUUUGUCGUACAGGGGAGUUGACCUUGCAGAAGUUCUUCGCAAGAGCUCCCCGCCUCGCCAUAGCAAAGAGGACUGGAGAGGAGUGCAACCUGAAAGCACUCUGUACGUCGCUGGAGGACGAGAUACGAAGUAUACUGAGCUGGGACAGCGCUGGAGUCAUCUUGGAAUUUCCUUCGUCGAAGUGCCAGAUGCCGGCCAUGCACUUUUAGUGGAAGCCUCUGAGACUGUGGCUACCUCAUUGCGUAACUUUAUCCUUAGCGAGGACAUCCUCAAGAACGAGCCUCCUCGAAAAAGCCGCUUGCCUCCACUAUUCGGAAGAAGAGGCAGAAAAGAUGGAGCAGAGUCAAGGCAGCUUCAGAAUCAAGUCGUGGAGUCAACCUUCCAGGCUCCGAUGGCAAAUCUAACGGAAGCCGUCUCAUCGCUUGAGUAUGACCCGUUUGUCAUCAAUACGGUGGAUGAAAACCGAAAACAGAGAGGCGUACUCGGUAUCGGCUGGGGCGACAAAGCUAAACGGUCAAGCCAAAUGACCAAUCGAUCUGGUUUCAUACUGCAGAUUGUGGGUUCCGAUGGGUCAAAAGUUGGUGUCGGUGAGGUCAGUCCUUUGCCGGGUCUGCACAAGGAGACCUUGGCCGAAGCAGAAACUCAGCUGGGCAAAUUGAAGCACUAUCUGGAAAAUGAAGACGGAACCAAGACUCAGUUUGAAGUCGCAUCGGUUUUGGCAAUGGAUGGCGAACUGAAACCCUUCAUCGACGAGCUGGCUCGAGAUGCUGGUGUGACGCAGCUAACAUCCUCAGUACGGGCGGGAUUGGAAAUGGCACUGCUCUCCUUGGCAUCCCAGGUGGUUCAAAACCCAGUACACCAGGCGCUUGUUUCGUUUGCGCCUGAGCAUAGUCGAGCUUCGACAUUGAAUGCCAUGCUCCCCGUGAACGGUCUUAUCACGAGGGGAUCCGCAUACACCAGUGCUCUGCAAGAAAAGGCAAGGAGAAUGUUUCCGUCAUUGAAGGUCAAAGUAGGCCACCAAGGUGCUGUCGAUGAUGCAGCGUCGUUGGCUCAAACUCUGAAGCAGAGCCAAGAAUAUCGAGGACCAACCAGCGGCACAAUAAGGGCCGAUGCAAACAGGGCUUGGACCGAGGAGACCGCAAUGGAAUUCGUAACUGCUCUCCAGAGCACAGAUGCGAGAGCGCUAGGUCGCCUGGAAUUCGUGGAAGAGCCAUUGCAACGGCAAGACACUCAUGGUUGGUCCCUUGAGAAUCAAGUCUCUGCAUUGGAACAGUGGUACAUGCAAACUGGUAUCCCCUGGGCCCUUGACGAGUCUUUUGAUGACCUCGCACAGCAACACAGCUAUCGAAUAUCAUCCAUGAAGGAGGAAAUAGUGAAGUCUUUUGGAAAAGGCAAUCGUGGUUGUGCUGCGUUUGUUCUGAAACCUUCCCUCCUUGGCCUUGAGCUAACCCUUCAAAUCGCUCGGUUGGCCCGCAACGAGCUGGGCAUUGGGGUUACAAUCUCCUCUUCUUUCGAUUCGGGGAUUGGACUUGCUUAUGCGGCAAUUCUGGGUGCUGUUUCGGACGCUACAGGCGAUGCCAAGCGGUUCUCUCAUGGUGUAGGAACGUUUGCAAUGUUGGACGGCGACACUCUUCGUCCUUCUUUUGCUUCCUAUGUGAAUGAGAACGGUUUUCUCAACGUGUUGUCUUUGAGUCGAGCACUAAAUGGUUUGGGGUUGGAUGAGCUCAGAGACUCGUUUGUUUUCUUUGAGCUACCCGCGGAAGAUUCGCCCACGCUCUUCUCGUCGCCCUCUAUACCAGAACCAAACCAAGUAACAACACCCCAAGGUGCUGACGACUACGAAGCAUCGACGGCGACCAGCAGCAGUGGCCGGGAAGUCAAGUUGGUUGCUUCCUUGCCACUUCCCUUCUCUGCUGAGAUUGGAUGUGCUCGUUUUACAGAUUUUCCUCAACAGUCGCGAUGGUCGCCUUGGGUUCAGUCUGUGCGUUACCUGGAUGAUGGCAGAGAAACAGAAUGGACUCUGAAUGUUCGAGGUGUGCAAUUCACGUGGCGCGCCAUCAGCAAACCACUUCAGCCUCCGCUGAAGGGGAUCGAGUGGGAGUCUGUAUCAGGAUUGAAGAACAGAGGACUUGUCGAGUUUUCGGAAACCGGGGACACCGCCAUCAUGAGAGUACGUAUGUCCAUCAUGUUGCCUCGAAUCUUGGCAACAAUCUUCCAAAGCACCUCUGUAUUUGUGGAAGACUUUUUGGAGGAUAAAUUGUUGAAGUGGUCCUUGGAGAUGUUUCGUGAUGUUGUGAAGGGCGACAUUGCCCUAGAGCGCGGGGAUGUGGAGCUUGGUGACGCUCUAUUUGGUUCCGUGGAAGGAAAGGCAACCGCCAUUCAAGCUGCACUAUCGCUAUCGCUGCCUAACCUCGACGAAAACGAAGAAUGCUCCACUGACGAGACCAAUAGGAACAAGGCAUGAGUCUGACUUAGGUGCAUUGUACGUUUCUGCAGUCGUCGUGAAGUUGCCAUUUGCACCGUUUUUGCAGUGUCUGUGGUGCCACCAGCCUGGGUGCCGUGAACCGUGAACCCCCGCUGU
This is a messenger RNA of Seminavis robusta, 11554 nucleotides long. NCBI's taxonomy places the organism in Eukaryota, Bacillariophyta, Bacillariophyceae, Naviculales, Naviculaceae. The record is from the annotation of a GenBank genome assembly.